AUGCUGCUAUUGGUGGCGCUGGGAACAAUAUUUUCUCAAGCUGUGGUCCCCACUGAGGAGGCUGCGGACACACACCACGAACCACCAGCACCGCUCCUCAACUACAGCAGGAUCUCCCUGCCGCCAGAGCACAUACCUUACUUCCUCUACAACAACAAGAGGGUCGCCAAGCAGUGUCGUCUGGACCCACUCUGCCCUUUUAAAGAUGCACCUCUGGAUUUGUCGGCCUGUUGGGGCUAUGAGAAGAACUGUGAUCCAGGGAAGCGCUUCGGUUAUCCAGUCUGUACCAUAGCUGACUCUGGAUGGGCUCGUUCACUGGAGGCAGCCCAGGAGCUUUUCUGGAAGCAGGCUGAUUUUGGCUAUGUCAAAGAACGUCUCUCUGAGCUCAAAAGACUCUGCAAGGCCAGCAAGCCGGGUGACUCAUCACUAAGAUGCAGCAGCCACACUAGAUUCUGUAAGGCAACUAACCUUUAUCUGGACUUACGGAGGCCACGCAGAAGUCAUGAGAGGUACAAGGAGGACUUCAUCCAGAUGGGGGAGAUUGGUGGUCGCUGCAGACUGAACAAGCAAGCACUCGCUGCUGAGGGAAAGCACCAGAGCCCCUUGCAGUCCUGGUAUGCUGAGCUUCAGACAUACACAGAGCUGGACUUUCAUCCCAUAGAGGAUGGACACUGUGAAAUCAUCAUCGAGAAACCCACUGUCUUUAUGAAGCUGGAUGCUGGGGUGAACAUGUACCACCACUUCUGUGACUUUGUCAACCUCUACAUCUCCCAGCACAUCAACAACUCCUUCAGCACAGAUAUCAACAUCGUCAUGUGGGACACGAGUUUUUAUGGUUAUGGAGAUUUGUUCAGGGAAACGUGGAAGGCCUUCUCAGACUAUGACAUCAUCCACCUGAAGACCUAUGACUCGAAAAGAGUGUGUUUCAAAGAAGCCUUCUUCUCGCUACUUCCCAGAAUGAGAUAUGGUCUCUUUUACAACACACCUCUCAUCUCAGACUGCUACAGUGAAGGGAUGUUCAGGGCUUUCUCCCAGCACGUCCUCCACCGGCUGAACAUCCUGCAAGUCGGACCAAAGGAGGGGCGUGUUCGUGUCACCCUGCUGGCACGCAGCACGGAAUACAGAAGGAUAUUAAACCAAGUGGAGCUGGUAAAUGCCCUCAAGACCGUGCCUUUACUGCAGGUCAAUGUGGUGGACUACAAAUACAAGGAUGUUCCCUUCCUGGAGCAGCUGAGGAUCACCCACAACUCUGACAUCUUUAUAGGGAUGCACGGGGCAGGUCUCACACACCUCCUCUUCCUCCCUGACUGGGCUGUCAUCUUUGAGCUAUAUAAUUGUCAGGACGAGAGCUGCUAUCGAGAUUUGGCUCGGCUGCGGGGCAUUCGAUACGUGACUUGGCAGAAAAUGGACAAAGUGGUCCCACAGGACAAGGGUCACCAUCCCACCCUCGGGGACCAUCCAAAGUUUACCAACUACUCUUUUGAUGUGGGGGAAUUCAUGCGGCUCGUGCUUGAGGAAGCCGAUCUCAUCACACAGCAUCCCAAAUGGCCACGCAGAGCCCUUCAUGAUGAACUGUAGACACACAGAGAGGAUACAAACAUCUGACUGCUGAAGAACUUCCAACAUGAUCCGGCCUUUUGUUGUGAUCAAAAGACAUCUGGACUCUGGCAGUGUACGUUUAGCAUUAUUAUUUCAAAGUUACCUCAUUCACCAGUGGUCUGACAGAACGUUUUGUCACCUCCUGUCCACUGCUUUGAUAAGUAUGGAUGAGUGAAAGCGGUAUGGCCAACAACUCGGUUUUGAAUAGCUGUCAUCAGCUCUAUGAGUGUCAAAUCAGUGAAAGGACGAGGCGUGUGCAGUCUGAGCGAUGAGAUGUGUCCUAUGUUUCUUCAUUACCUCCACUGCGUCGACUUCAUUCCACGCCGACAAAGUUAGCUAAUGAGCAGCUGUUGCCGCGUCCUGUCACAUGCGACAUCUUGUCACAUUUGAUCAGUGUCACCUUGAAGCAAGCCUCCUCCGAGUUGUUGACAAUCACAGCAGAGCUUCUGAGCACAUGCAGCGGCAGCACCACUCUAACGUAAUGUGUCGCGUUCACAUGCUGGAUUUUUCACGUAUAGCGUAGCAGCAAACUUUUUUACUUUGCGGUUGUGAAAUCAUGUUGUGAUGUUCACCAAAAACUCACAUAAUAAGAGACAGAGGGUAAGUGAGAGACUCCAACUGUUAAGAGGCUUCUUUUGUAUCUGUGAAAUAUCGAUAUCAGUAUUCGUGUUAUAUGUACAUGCAAGUGCAGUAAUACUUUCA
Limanda limanda (common dab) is the source of this 2301-nucleotide messenger RNA. It is a transcript of the gene eogt, whose product is annotated as EGF domain-specific O-linked N-acetylglucosamine (GlcNAc) transferase. Gene Ontology annotation, cellular component: endoplasmic reticulum lumen. Gene Ontology annotation, molecular function: protein N-acetylglucosaminyltransferase activity. The coding region runs from base 1 to 1578 and encodes 525 amino acids. The transcript is spliced from 15 exons. Lineage: Eukaryota; Metazoa; Chordata; Actinopteri; Pleuronectiformes; Pleuronectidae. The record is from RefSeq and is a predicted model, not a curated record.